Messenger RNA from Solanum dulcamara, 1329 nucleotides. RefSeq lists its product as uncharacterized. The record is from RefSeq and is a predicted model, not a curated record. The transcript has 5 exons. Bases 1 to 1329 code for a protein of 442 amino acids. NCBI's taxonomy places the organism in Eukaryota, Viridiplantae, Streptophyta, Magnoliopsida, Solanales, Solanaceae.
AUGUCGCACCUGGAUGGCAUGAUGGUGAUGCAAGAGAAAAUGAUCAUCUUUAUCAAGGAUGUUCAUCCUUAUAGUGAAGUGGAGAAGCUGCAGAAGUACAAGAGCCCCAUAAUUUCUGCCAUAUCAGUAGAGAGAGGACUGAAGAAAAGAAAAGAUACCUUCCUUGCUGCCUUAGUGGAGGUAAAGCCUAAUGUGAAAGUUGAUGCUCCUGAGUGUGUGGCACAUGUUUUGGAGGAUUUCAAAGUUGUUAUGCCCCUAAAACUCCUUAAAAUAUUGCCGCCUAGAAGGGACAUCGAUCAUAAGAUCGAGUUGCUGCUGGGAUCGAUUGCUUCAGCGCAAGCACCCUAUCGGAUGUCUCCCAAGAAGUUGACUGAGUUGAGGAAACAACUGAAUGAGUUGUUAGAUACAGGCCUAAUUCAACCAUCAAAAGCUUCAUAUGAAACAAGUGCGCAUGGACCCAAAGAAGUGCAGGCAAUUGUGGAUUGGCAGGGUCCUAAAGGUGUGAAGGACUUGAGGUCUUUCCUUGGGUUGGCUAAUUAUUAUCGUAAAUUCAUAGCAGGAUAUUCAAAGAAGGCGGCUUCCUUGAUGGAUUUGCUGAAGAAAGAUGUAUUAUGGGUGUGGUCUGAUAAGCAUGAUAGUGCAUUCAAGAUGUUGAAGGAGGUCAUUGCAUCAGAACCUAUACUAAGGUUGUCGGACUUUGAGUUACCGUUCGAAGUACACACUAAUGCUUCGAACAAGGAUGUGGGAGGUGUGUUGGUGCAAGAAGGGCACCCCGUGGCUUUUGAAAGUAGGAAAUUAAAUAAUGCUGAGAAGAGGUACUCUACUCACGAGAAGGAAAUGGUUGCCGUUGAGCACAGGCCAAGAAGAAGCAAUCAGGUUGCUGAUGCUCUGAGUCGAAAGAAGAGUGUUGAAUGGAUGCUAGCAUUACUGUCUAGGGAAUACUUCUGGCCGAACAUGGAGGAUGAUAUGGAAGAAUAUGUAAAAACUUGUCUAGUGUGUCAACUAGACAAGACUGAACUCACAAAGGAGGCAGGGUUGCUGCAGCCUCUUCCUAUUUCUAAGAGGCCAUGGAUGUCAGUUUCUAUGGACUUUAUUGGCAGAUUCCCUAAGAUUACAAGUAAGUUUAGACAUCAUGGUUUGAUCCCAAAGUAUGAUGGGACGUUUGAAGUUAUCCAGAAGGUUGGCGAAGUUUCUUAUAGGUUGAAGCUACCUGAAAGGUUGAAGCUUCACCCAACUUUCCAUGUAAGUUUUCUGAAGCCGUUCUAUGAGGAUGCUGAAGAUUCAGAAAGGAAUCAAUCAAAGAGGGCUCCAGCUUUGGUGCGCACAUAG